Molecule: messenger RNA, 1885 nt
Organism: Hymenoscyphus albidus
Lineage: Eukaryota; Fungi; Ascomycota; Leotiomycetes; Helotiales; Helotiaceae
Source: the annotation of a GenBank genome assembly
AUGUCUCGUUCAACAGACCCAGGUCAUUUCUUCCAGACUGAUGCUUCAGAGGCCACAAGAGCAAGGAGAGCUGCCAAAUCUGGAAAUAAAAAUGGAAACCCCAUUGUGCUCCAGUCCAAGAUCCUGAGCGCAAUCGUGGACCCCUUCUCGACUUCGUGCAUUUACAUUGCAGAGAGCGCUGGAUGUGUGCGAAAAAUCGACAUAGCAGUAGGUAGGACGCGAACUAUCAAGACUAAGACAAGAGGUAGACUAAUCGUUUCCAGUCUAGAGACACCAAGACAGUUUACAGAGGUCCAACAGCUCCUGUUACAUCCGUUGCAAUUGGAGGUCGAGGAGGAAAUACUCUAUUCGCAGGAUGUUGGGAUAAAGAUAUCUGGACCUGGGAUAAGGAUAGCAGAACCGCUGGUCCAAGAUACCAAGGCCAUUCUGACUUUGUCAAGGCAGUUAUAUGUACAAAAAUCCAAGGCAAGGAUGUAAGUAGUCUCGUCUGAUUUCACUAUUUCCUUGGCUAAUGAAUGGUGCGGCUAGUGUCUAAUAUCUGGCGGUGCAGAUGCCAAAAUCAUGGUUUGGGAUACCACUACUGCUGAACGUUUAUAUACGAUCCGGGACAAGAGCGAUAGCAUGAUGGCGAUUCAAGACCUCGCUGUCGAUACCGAAUCAUCCAGCGAUUCUGAGAUCAUUUUGGUAUCCUCCAGCAGCGACCCUCAUAUUAGGCGUUGGCGGUUGGACUUGUCAUCUGGUACUCAAAUUAUUGACACUGUUGAUGCAACACCUACUCAGGGCAAGCAACCAAAGGAUACCAUUCUUGAGCACGAAACAAGUGUUUACAAAGUCGCAUUUUGGGGCGAUGACGAGGACUCAGAUCUAUGGACAGCAAGUGCUGAUGGAAGUGCCAAGUGCUUGUCCAGAGUACGGAACUGGAGCGCAGAAGAGACCUAUGUUCAUGGGGAUUACGUACGGGCAGUGGUCGUUACCAAUGACUGGGCUGUGACCGCUGGACGAGACGAGGACCUAAAAGUAUGGAACCGAGCAACGGGUAAAUUGUGGCACACCUAUGACGGUCACUACGAGGAAGUGACAGGUCUAGUACUCUUGAAUGAGAAACAGGUUGUCAGCAUCAGUAUCGAUGGUACGGUCCGAUGUUGGGACUUGCAAAAGGCUGCCCUGGAAAUUGCUAGAAAAGAAAGAGAAGAGAAACAAAAGCGCGAAGUGAAGGAGGAAAAGAAUGUCCUAAAGAAAGGUUUGAUGACUGAGGAGGAGGAAGCAGAACUCGCCGAGUUGAUGGACUCCGAUGAUGAUUGAGAAUCUAGUAAGGCUGUGUCUCGGGAAAUUGUUGAUCAGAAUGGGGCUCUAAAACGUCCACGGUAUUACCAAGACACGAACCUCGCUUGUUCCCGGAACGUGGAAACCAUGCGAUAUUCCGUAGUAAGAUAUUCCCUUGAAUUUUUGAUGCAGUGGUCCCCGAUUCAAUUCUAUUUCAUUGUGGUCAGUGAUGGGUUGCAGUUCCGAUUACGAUCGCAAAUCUGAGUAUCUGACUUUUUUUACGCGUCAAGCCCAAUUCAGAGGACCUUAGGUGAGUUUGCUCCCUCCCGGGUUGUCUUCUUAAAUCAUGGCACAUGCUCAUCAACUUUUUACACUUGCCUUCCUCAGUUUCCUCAUAUGGGACAGCUCCUCGCGCUCGGAGCCGUUCAUGAUGCUAGUAUCCGCCCACGCCAAAUUAGAACCAUUCCAUGGUUCGUCGCAACAGCUUUCAAAGACAUGAUAAUCCAAUCGUUUGCUAGCCUCCGCGGGGGGUCCCUCUAGAGACGGACAUAAUCCAAUCUAACUGGUUGGAUAUCGAUGUAAGACUUUCUCGGAAAAAACAAACACAAGUUCAUAUUUCAAC